This is a messenger RNA of Insectozyma verbasci, 704 nucleotides long. Lineage: Eukaryota; Fungi; Ascomycota; Pichiomycetes; Serinales; Debaryomycetaceae. The record is from the annotation of a GenBank genome assembly.
AUGGUUGACGCUAGUAUGUAAAUAUAUACAUCUAAUUAAUGAAAUGGAAAAGACUAUUAUCACUACAGGUUGUUGAAUUAAUUUAAACAAAGAGAGGGGAAUGAAUGAAGCACAAGUUAUGGAUAAUUAUUGAAUAUUUAAUUGUUGCAAAUUUUGAUCAAGUGAAAAUUUUGAAUAAUUAUACAUCAAAAGCAAGAUUGGAUCAGAUACUACUGCAAAAUAGUCACAAUCAUUGAAUUAGUGAUGAAAUAAAACAAUCAAAUCAGAAUACUAACUUGAUUUUAGCUGAACAAAAAAAGAAAAGAACCUUCAAACAAUUCUCAUACAAAGGUGUUGACUUAAAAGAUUUAGUUGAAAUGUCAACUGAAGACUUCACUAAAUUAUGUGGAGCUAGAGUCAGAAGAAGAUUCUCAAGAGGUUUAGACUCAAAACCAAUGGGUUUAAUCAAAAAAUUAAGAGCUGCAAGAGCUGCUGCUGAACCAAAUGAAAGACCAGCUACCGUCAAAACUCAUUUAAGAAACAUGAUUGUUGUUCCAGAAAUGAUUGGUUCAGUUGUUGGUGUUUACAAUGGUAAAGUUUUCAACACAGUUGAAAUUAAACCAGAAAUGGUUGGUCACUACUUAGGUGAAUUCUCAAUUACUUAUACUCCAGUUAGACACGGUAGAGCUGGUAAUGCUUCAUCAAGAUUUAUGCCAUUAAGAUAA